Molecule: messenger RNA, 1805 nt
Organism: Owenia fusiformis
Lineage: Eukaryota; Metazoa; Annelida; Polychaeta; Sabellida; Oweniidae
Source: the annotation of a GenBank genome assembly
UCAAGCAGCAGGUCUUACAGAUCGAUCAACAAAAGACAAACAAGCAACAAUCAACAAACAAGCAAAUUCACCACAAUGAAGAUUCUCAAAAGUCUUUGUGUUGUUUUCAGUCUGGUCUUCAUGACAACUGGAGAGGUACCUGAAGAUUCUACUGGCUUCAAACUGCUCUUCACUAGCAUUGAGAAGGAGGUGGAGGAUGUCCCAUUGAAGUUUGAGCUCCCAGGUGGCAUUCCAAAAUGGGUCAGAGGCACACUGGUUAAGAAUGGGCCUGGAAAGUUUGAAAUGGGAGACAAAAAAGUUGUCCACACAUUUGAUGGUUUCGCCAAGUUGAGUAGCUGGAAAUUCCCUGGAGAUGGAGAAAGUGUGUUCUUCUCAACAAAAAUGCAGCAGACCAAUUAUUAUAAAGACUCAGUUGCUACAAACACUAUCGCCCCAUAUGUUCUGUUUGCUGGAACUAUUCCUGAAGAAAACACAAUGGAGAAGAUGCAACGUAUGAUGAAUGGUAUGAACAAUAACCCAGUCAAUGUUUAUGAAACUUCUAAGACUAAUCCAGACCCAGAACUUGUUGCUUUAAAUGAUAUGUGGAAAUUGUACACUUUCAAUAUGACUAAGUUAGAACUGAAGAAAACAUACACACCAUUUUUGCCUAAGCAUAUUGAAGAUCAAGACUCCUCCAUGAAAGAUUUCUUAGAGAACAUAAUGGGUAUUAAAAUGCCAGAGGUUCCAGGAUUGAGCUCAGCUCAUCCAUUGUUCGAAUACAAAAAAGAUAACUGGGUAACUUAUUAUGUUAAAAUUGAAUUGGAUGGCCAGUCUGAAUUCAGCGUGAUUCGUUUGGGUGAAGAUAUGGUUCCUAAAGAAGUCACUAGCUGGAAGGUCGAUAGUAAUGCUAUCCCAUACAUGCAUUCUUUUGCAGUUACUGAAAACUAUGCUGCUUUCUUUGCCACACCCUGUUUCUUUGAUUUCCCUAAUUUAAUGGCUGAAGGUACCUUUGAUAUGAAAUCUGCCAUGCGUUGUGACCCCAAUGACCCAAUGGUAGUCCAUGUGGUUGAUUUACGCACAGGCAAAAUGACCAAAUUAGAAACAAAAUACCCAGGUUUGAUCAUUCACUUUGUUAACUCUUAUGAAACUGACAAUGGAACCAAAAUUGUUGCAGAUUGCACCCAUUUCCCUGGUUUUGAACAACUAACUGGAAUAAAUAUCCCAACUAUGAUGAAUGUUGAAAAAAGAAACAAGGUUGAAACCCCAAAUAGAUUGACUCGAUUCACUCUUGAUUUAACAACACUUACUGUUACCACAGAGCAUUUACAUAGUAUGCCAUCUAUUGACAGUGUCAUGACUCACAUUGAUUUCCCUGUUAUUAAUGAGAAUCACCGUUCUUUGAACUAUUGCAAUUUCUGGGGUACCAUUUCUAAAGCUGAUAACAUUCAUUAUGGUAAAUGGGCAAUUGGGAAAAAGAAUGUCUGUGGUAACCCAAAUGCUGACCUUAUAUGGCACAAACCUAACCAUUACCCAAUGGAACCCUGGUUUAUUCCCCGCCCUGAUGCUACCUCUGAGGAUGACGGAGUUGUCAUCACCUCUAUUUUAGAUGGAGAAAAGGGUAAAAAUUAUUUAGCUGUUUUGAAUGGUACCACUUUGGAAAUGAUGAACUAUGCAUACAUGCCCAUACAUUUACCUAUGGAUUUCCAUGGUCGAUUCAUUGCAAAUAAGUUUUAAAAUGUAUACACUUUAUUUGUGUUUGUAAUUAAAAAAGAUAUAUAUUUUUAUACAAUGUAUUUGACAUGAAAUUGAAAAUUUCACUCAAAAAA